Molecule: messenger RNA, 1662 nt
Organism: Scleropages formosus (Asian bonytongue)
Lineage: Eukaryota; Metazoa; Chordata; Actinopteri; Osteoglossiformes; Osteoglossidae
Product: complement factor H-like
Exons: 9
Coding region: 102-1286 (394 amino acids)
Source: RefSeq, a predicted model, not a curated record
CAAAGUUAACACACUCUCUCUUCCUUAGAUCUCACAAAUGAAGCAUUACUGGGAGGAGUGAGAGCAGUUUUUGCUGCCCACAGCACAUUGAGUGAAGGAGCAUGUGUCACCCGAGAGACUCCGGCUCCAGCUGGCUGCUGAAGUGGCUGCUAUUGUCCCUGUUCGUUGCCAGUGGAAAAGCACAGUGUCCUAAACCUGAAUUCCAGGGCAGCGUUGUGUUGACAACGGAGGACCUUCUGAAGAACGAGUUCCCGGAGGGAUCAGUUGCCACCUUUGACUGUGCCAUUGGUUAUCAGAGAGAGAUGGGUUUGGGAACCAUCUUCUGCAACAGGGGAACUUGGACUUAUUUGUCACUAAAAUGCCAAAAAAAGCGGUGCAUUCCGCCUGGAGAAAUUUUGAACGGAAGAUUUGAUUUGUCGGCAGGAACUGAAUACGGGGCUGUUAUUAGAGUUAUCUGUAAUAAGGGCUAUGAGACUGAGGGUCGAAGCUAUAUGACAUGUACCGAUGAUGGCUGGAGUGGAAUGAAUCCUGUCUGUAGAGUGAUGAUGUGUGACCCUCCACCUGAAAUUGAAAAUGGCCAUAUCUCAAUGGAACUUUCCGAAGAAUCCCCGAAGUAUGGUGAUGUAAUAGAGUACACCUGUAAUCGGAGUAACACAGUUUGGAAAAUACAGAUUGUGUGCAAUGAGGAUGGAGAAUAUGAACCGUCCGAUCCAACUUGUGAAGUCCAGUGUCCUAAACCUGAAGGCCGGAGUGAUGUCAUCUUGCUGCAUCGAGAACUCUUGCCAGCCCAGGUCCCUGAGGGGUUCACCGCUGUUUUUGAAUGCGCUGAAGGAUAUGAGCGAAAGUGGGGAUCAGCAAUCAUCGUCUGCAUUAAUGGAACGUGGACAGAGUUAACCCUAACAUGCCGAAAAAAAUCAUGUGGUUUUCCUGCACAUGUGCUGAAUGGAGCUUUUGACCUGUCUCAAGGAAUGGAGUUUGGUGCAGUCGCCAAUGUCGUUUGCAAUAAGGGAUACAAGAUGGUUGGCACAGGUUAUUUGACUUGUUCAACUAGUGGUUGGAGUGGAAACAUUCCUGCUUGUGAAGUGGUGAAGUGUCCUGAGCCUCCAGAUAUAAAAAAUGGCAGGGUGGCAAUGAAGCCUUUCAGUAAGAACUUUCCGGAGUACUCUGACAAGGUCGUGUACUCCUGCGAAAAAGGAUACACUCUUGUUGGGAGUCCAGUAAUCGAGUGCAAAGAAAACGGUGAAUAUGUCCCAUCACCUCCUCAGUGUAACACACACACACACUGAAAUGCUAAAUAUUGUUCCUCGCUUAAUUUACCUAGCAGUAUAAAUAAUAAAGGAAAGAUUUUUUUGCUGUGGUAAGCUGUGAGAACUGCAAUAAUAUUUUAUAAAUCAACAGUAUAUUACCCUUUUGUUGCAUCAAGGGUGUGUAAAAUAUUUUUCUUUCAAAUCUUACCUGUAGGUCAGGUUCACUGUUCAAGUAGGUUAUGAUUUUCUAUAUGUCUGGAGAAAAAUUGUUGCAUUACUUGUCAGCACUAUCAUUUAGGAUAUUGCAGCAAAACAGGUAUUUGGGGUUGUGAAGACAGACAUCAGACAUCAGACAUGGGACAAUUGGAAACAGUCUGUAUUUGCUUAUUGCAGUUAAUAAAAGGAAAGAUCCCAA